Molecule: messenger RNA, 863 nt
Organism: Pantherophis guttatus
Lineage: Eukaryota; Metazoa; Chordata; Lepidosauria; Squamata; Colubridae
Gene: MANBAL
Product: mannosidase beta like
Cellular component (GO): membrane
Source: RefSeq, a predicted model, not a curated record
AGUACUUCCUGGGGGAUCGGAAGCGCUUCCGGGGAACGAGGUUGUGCUUGAGUGGUAGAAACAAGCCAGUCCAAUUUUGUUGGAAGAGAACUUAAGGACUUCACUAUGGCUGCUGAGUUGGAUUUUUCACCCCCUGAAAUCCCAGAGCCCACCUUUAUGGAGAACAUCUUACACUAUGGCCUUUUCUUUGGUGCCAUUUUCCAGCUCAUUUGUGUUCUGGCGAUAAUCCUCCCUGUUCCAAAGACAUAUAAAAUGGAUACUGAAAGCUUUGAAACGAAAAGUGCUGAAGUAGUCAAGAAACCCAAACUUACUGCUAUCUCGGUGAACAAGAAGCUCAAAAAAGAAACAAAGAAGAAACGAUAAAAUGAUAUCAUGAUGAAAUUUUCACAGCAGCCAUAUGGCAACAAGUCAAAUUGCAGUGAAAAUGACACUGCAAAUAUAUUUGAUGAAGCUGUCCUUAUUCUGAUCUUGAGGAAGUAGAUAACACUUUCUAAAAUGGCUCCAGAUUUAUUGUUUUACCUGAUCUGUAAUAAAUAACCUGUAAGGUUAGUGCGAAAUAUCUUACAGUUCGGUUCAGUAACAGGAAAACAAUCUUUUUUGGGGGGCAAUGUUUGAGGGACAACUGGAUCAUAGACAUGUCCCACCACAUCACUCUUUUCCAUUUUUUAAACACAGGGAUUGAAUACUCCACUACUUUUGUAUGUUGUUAAUAUAAUUGGUUAUAUUAUUAUCCUUUCAUUUUCUUUUAUUAAAAAAACAGUCCUAAUAACUGUCUGAAUUUAGCUUUCUUUGAAUUUGAGAAUUCUUUAGCGUUUUACUGUUUCUCUAUUCUUAGGUAUAAUAAACCAAGUUGUUCAAAUUCU